UGAUUCUCUAUUCUCUGCAUGUAUGGCUGCAAAGGCAGCAUUUGUGAGCUUCUAUGAGACACUGAGAUUUGAAUUGAAAGACAAGGUUGGAAUAACGAUAGCAACACAUGGUUGGAUUGGAAGUGAGAUGACGCCCAACAAGAUCAUGCUAGCGGAGGGUGCAGACAUGCAGUGGAAAGAAGAAAGAACUUCUUGGAGCAAACAGCCACUGAAGAUGGAGGGUGUUAUGCAGUGCUCCGCUAACUAUGUCCCUCUGACUCCGAUCACCUUCUUGGAGCGUUCUGCCAUUGUUUACCCGAACUCACCUUCUGUGGUGUUCAGUGACGUCACCUACACAUGGUCUCAGACUCAUCAACGCUGCACCAAACUCGCUUCUUCCAUUUCUCAGCUUGGUGUUUCACCCGGUGAUGUGGUUGCUGUAUUGGCUCCUAAUAUUCCAGCUAUGUAUGAGCUACAUUUUGGUGUUCCAAUGUCAGGGGCUGUUCUCUGUACUUUAAAUACACGUCACGGUUCAGCAAUGGCUUCAUUUUUACUAAAACAUUCUGAUGCCAGGGUCCUUUUUGUAGACUAUCAAUUUCUAGAUGUGGCUCAAGGAGCACUUGAAAUCCUGUCAAAAACAACCACCUACCUUCCCCGUUUGGUCUUAAUUUUGGAGUGUGUUCAUCCAUCACCUCACACUGAUCACAGUUCUUCCUCUCCUGGAAUGUUAAUCUAUGAAGAUCUUAUAGCUCAAGGGAAUCUUGAAUUCGAGGUGAGAAGGCCAAAGGAUGAGUGUGAUCCAAUCUCACUCAAUUACACUUCUGGAACUACAUCAAGUCCUAAAGGUGUCAUCUAUAGCCACAGAGGUGCUUAUCUUAAUGCCUUGGCUACAGUUCUUCUUAAUGAGAUGAGGUCUAUGCCAGUGUAUUUAUGGUGUGUUCCCAUGUUUCAUUGUAACGGAUGGUGCCUCCCCUGGGGAAUUGCUGCUCAGGGUGGCACCAAUGUCUGCCAAAGAAAUGUAACUGCUGAAGGGAUAUUUGACAAUAUCUUUAACCACAAGGUAACACACAUGGCUGGCGCACCUACAGUCUUGAACAUGAUAAUAAACUCACCUUCUGAAGUCCGGAAGCCACUUCCAGGAAAGGUGGCAGUGAUUACCGGUGGUGCUCCACCGCCACCGGAUGUGUUUUCCAGGAUGGAAGAACUAGGAUUUAUUGUGGCUCAUGGAUAUGGUUUGACAGAAACUUAUGGUGGCGCAACAAUUUGCACAUGGAAACCAGAAUGGGAUAGCCUACCUCGUGCAGCACAAGCAAAGAUAAGGGCUCGUCAAGGAGUGCAGCAUCUUGGAUUGGAACAAGUUGAUGUAAAAGAUCCUCUGACAAUGAAGAGUGUACCAGCUGAUGCAAAAACUAUGGGUGAGGUGAUGUUCAGGGGAAACACUGUGAUGAAUGGAUAUCUGAAGGAUCUGAAAGCAACACAAGAUGCAUUUAAAGGUGGAUGGUUUAGGUCUGGUGACUUGGGAGUAAAGCAUCCUGAUGGUUACAUUGAACUUAAGGACCGCGCAAAAGACAUUAUCAUAUCUGGGGGAGAAAAUAUCAGCUCCAUUGAGUUGGAAGGUGUGAUUUUUAGUCAUCCAGCAGUUGUUGAGGCUGCUGUCGUUGGGAGGCCUGAUGAUUACUGGGGAGAGACACCUUGUGCAUUUGUAAAACUUAAGGAGGGUUAUAGUGCUACGGCAGAGGAAAUAAUACAAUUCUGUCACAAGCGUUUGCCUCGCUAUAUGGCUCCUCGGACUGUGGUGUUUGCUGAUCUGCCAAAGACAUCAACUGGCAAGACACAGAAAUAUGUUCUGAGGGAGAAGGCAAAGGCCAUGGGAAGCUUGUCUAAGAGGAACACUAGCCGAUUGUAAAUCACAUUUGAAACAAAAGGAAAGAAACUGAAUGCUUAUCCUUAAUGCUAUGUACUUUCUUGUUGUAAAUUCAUUUUCAUAUGCAUUUAGUAUUUGUCUCUUUUCCAUGAAUGGAAAACAUGCAGAAACUCAACUGAACAUUUGAACUUGA
Messenger RNA from Lotus japonicus, 2036 nucleotides. RefSeq names its product butanoate--CoA ligase AAE1-like. The transcript is spliced from 3 exons. The record is from RefSeq and is a predicted model, not a curated record. NCBI's taxonomy places the organism in Eukaryota, Viridiplantae, Streptophyta, Magnoliopsida, Fabales, Fabaceae. Bases 23 to 1885 code for a protein of 620 amino acids.